UUUUGUACUUUUCAACAUGUCGAACGAACUUGAUUUCGGGGCGACAAUGUCUCCGUAACGUGUGCGCAGCGGAACUUAAAAAGGGCAGAGACGUCUCUUUUUUUCUUUUUUUUGUUUAGCUUUUUUUUUUUUUUUGUCGGGAAGGACGGAGCGGCGGUUGGGAAAAUGUGUUGUCAUCUUCGUGCAGUCAACAGCCUUGGGCAACAAAUAUGGCUACUUGUGUAUCCUUCAAUUCGGGUUGAAAACCGUCCCGACUGGGUCGACUUGGAUAGUUUCGGCGAGUCACGACAGUAGCACGAAGUGAAGUUGACUACCAGCAACGUAAAGACGCUGGGUUUUUGUCCCCGAAGCGGAUUUUUGGUUAAACCCGAAGCGGAGCGAUACAGAGAUGGAGCCCAAGCAUAAAGAGUUGUUGGAGAAAUGUUACCAGAACUUGGUGGAGUCGAUAACAGAUGCGGACCGAGUUGUGGAUGUUUUGGCUCACUGCGGGACCCUCAGCCAGUCCGAACGCUACGAGCUGGGACACAACUGCUCCAGCAACUCUGAGAAAGUGGCCCUUCUCCUGAAGAUACUCAUAAGUAAAGACAGAGACCAUUUCGCAGAGUUUUGCACGGCCCUGGAGAAGCUGCACCCUCACCUGCACUCCGUGCUGCUGAAUGGCACCGGACCAGUGGAUCACACAACCGGUUCCACUUACAGCAUCUUGUCCACCAUGCCGUCGGACUCGGAAAGCAGCAGCUCUCUCAGCAGCUUAGGUACGCCCGGUCAAGCCUCCUCCCCUCCGCCCGCUCACAUGGACAGCCACCAGGUUAACGAGAAGAUGGAGACGGUUCUGUUCCAGCUCAGACAUGUGACCCGUGAGAGGGACGAACUACGCAAACGUCUGGCUCUCUCGUCACCCGGAACCACCUUCGAUGACUGCAGACCAAACUCAAAAGCAGGUCACGACUACGAGCGUCUGAAGCUGCAGUGCAUGAAAGCGAUGGCAGACCUGCAAUCCCUGCAGAACCAGCACAGCAGCACCCUGAAGAGGUGCGAGGAGGCUGUGAAGAAAGCAGACUUCUACCAUACGCUGCACAGCCGGCUGGCGAGCGAGCAGGCCCAGCUGAAAGAGGAGCUGGAGGCGGUGAGAGGGGACAACAUCCAGCUGGUCAGGGAGCACAACCACGUGAAGCAGGCCUGCGAGGAGCUGAGGAGGCUACGUGACGACGACCAGAGAGAGGUGGCUGAAAUGAGGAUACUGCACCAGCAGGUGAUGAGAGAGGGCGCCUCUGAUGUCCUCAACAAGCUUUAUGAUACAACUGUUGACAAGUUGGAGGCCUUGAAGAGUGACUACGAGGCUCUGAGGAAGCACUACAACGAGAAGACGGCCGGUCACAACGCAGACCUCAGUCGUCUGGACCAGGCUGAGGAGGAGAACCACCGGCUCCAGAAACAGCUGGAUAUGCUGCUGAAGCAGAGAGAUGCUGCCAUCCACUAUCAGCAACAGUACUCCUCGUCUAUAAGAAGGUUUGACAACACGCAGCAAGAACUGUCCAAAGCCACAGCCCAGAACAAGGAGCUGCAGCGAGAGAUGGACCGGCUGCAGUCGGAGGCGACCCGGCAGAAGACCCAGCAGCUCAAGGCGGUGAAGGACAGCGAGAAAUACAGGGAGGAGCGGGACUCUGUGAUCAACGAGUACCGCUUGAUCAUGAGCGAGCGAGAUCAGGUGAUCAAAGAGGUGGACAGGCUUCAGACUGGGCUGGAGAUGGCCGAGGCGAAGCUGAAGAACACUUCCUCAGAGAGACGGGUGGCCAGCGAAGAGCUGGAGGCUCUCCGACAGGAGCUGGCCUCAGCACUGGUGGACAGGGACCGGGCCAUCUGUGAAAAGAACGAGCUGCUGGAGAAAUACUGCCACGAGGUAAAGGACAAGGCCGAGGCCCAGAAAGAGCUGAGCCAGGCCUGCAAGGACAUCGAGACGGUGCGCGAGGAGAGGGACGUGGCCCGCAAGGAGAGGACAGAGGCCAUCAUCCAGAGGGACCAGCUGCUGCGAGAGUAUUACCAGGCCAGACAGAAACAAGACUCUGCCACUCUGGACAUGGAACGAGCCAACAAGGAGAUUGAUAUCCUGAGGAAGCAGUACGAGGCCGUCUCUCAGGAGCUGAAAGAGGCCGUGCAAGAGGCCGAGGUAGCCAAGUGCCGGCGAGACUGGGCCUUUCAGGAGAGGGACAAGAUAGUGGCAGAGAGGGAGAGCAUACGCACACUAUGUGACAACCUGAGACGAGAGCGGGACAGAGCUGUGAGUGAUCUGGCGGAUGCUCUGAGGAACCUGGAUGACACAAGGAAGCAAAAGAACGACGCUGCACGGGAACUCAAAGAACUAAAAGAAAAGAUGGAGGACCAGUUAGAAAAGGAAGCAAGGUUUCGUCAGCUGAUGGUUCACAGUUCACAUGAUUCAGCCAUCGACACAGACUCGAUGGAGUGGGAGACGGAAGUUGUAGAAUUUGAGAAGCACAGAGACAUGGAUUUGAAAGCGCUUGGGUUUGAUAUCGCUGAAGGGGUAAAUGAUCCUUAUUUACCAGGAGAUUGUGGCAUAUUUGUCAGUAAAGUGGAUAAAGGAAGUAUUGCUGAAGGAAGAUUAAGGGUGAACGAUUGGUUGUUGAAAAUGAAUGAUGUGGACCUGACCAAUAAGGAUAGGAAACAGGUGAUCAAAGCGGUGCUGAGCGGCGAGGGACUGAUCAAUCUGGUGGUACGCAGAAGGAAGUCACUCGGAGGACGGAUCAUCACGCCGAUCCAGAUGAACCUGGCUGGACACAAAGACAGUGGCAUCGGUCUGGAAAGUGGCGUGUUUGUUGCCACUUUGAGUCCAGGGAGUCCAGCUGCCAGAGACUGCGCUCUUACUGUCGGGGAUCGACUGUUAGCUAUCAAUGGCAUUGCACUGGAUAACAAGUCGCUCUCUGAAUGUGAGUCUCUGCUGAGGAACUGCCGUGAUUCUCUCAGCAUCUCCCUCAUGAAGUUCCUACCACAGAGCUAUUCUGGACAAAGUUUAUUUGAAGGAUUGAGAGACUCGGAAAAGAUCUCUCGGCUCCAGCCCUGUGAGAUGCACACCAGUAACUGCAGGAACUCCAAGCACAACUGUUCUAAGCACAACUGCUCCACACAAACAGACAUUUGCAGCUGUGACUUGGGUGGCAGGGGGGACACAGCUUGCAAGGAUACAGGUGACUCUUUGGACAGCAGCGGCGGCGGCAACUCUCACUGCCACCACAAGCCUUUUUCCAACAGCUCCCUGCAUUCCCGCUCCCUUUCCAACUCUCACAGUCCCUUAGAGCCCCACCCAGACGUCUGCUACAGGAGGCAGGAGCUCCACCAUCGUCCCUUCACUUUCACCCCUGUGCUCUCUGAAUGCAUCUCUCCUCAGACAGUUUUGGACCGAUUGCAAAGUUCAACAGCAAAGCCCAGUGGAGGCACGUGGCCUAAAGUCAUAACAGAACCUUCUAUUCCUGAGUGUGCCCAGCUCUCGAUAUACAAAAAAGUAAAACAGAGGAAGUCCAUCUUUGAAGUGAACGCUUUCAGGAGACCCGAGGCGUCCUCAAAAGCGGACUACAUGUCUCUUUCUCACUUGCCCAAGCACUCGCCGCCAAGUUCAAUAUCUGAAUCCGCUCAGACCCCUCCCACCCCGCCAGCCAGGAGCGACUCGUUCAGGUUCAAGCAUCGCCAGCAGAACAGCUCGGCAUCCGACUCCACAAUAACCACCAGCACUCCACCAACCACCCCGGCUCAAGCUACAAGCCCACAGGACCAAGGAGAGGCAGGGGACCCGCUUUGUUACCCCGACGCUCCUCCUGGUGAAGCCAAAGGCAGCUCCAAGAAAACUGCUGAGGAGGGGCGUCGACACAGAGUGGAGGAGCGGCAGAAGAGGAGGUACAGGCCGAAAUCGGCACCUGCACUGCGGCGAAAUGUUACUCCAUUACACAUCCCUGUCCCCAUGCAGAAUUUCUCUAACGACGAGCACUCCCCGGAACCGAUGGACUUGUUGCGCUUCUCGCCCAUGCGGUCCAAUCGGUACAGCAUGCCCUUUGCACCCCCCAGCUACGGCAGCGUCACGUCACACCCAGCACAGCGAGGUCUAGCGCCGUGUCCUGCAGUAACGGCGGUGAUGAGGAACCCAGUGUACACCGCCUGGAGCCAUGAGAUCCAGACCAACAACUGUCCUCCAGCUUCCAGCUCAGGCGUCCACACACAUUCACACCCAAGCCCCCAGCAUCAAGGUUGCCUCAGCCUGGACCUCAGCCACAAGCGCACUGGAGACCAACCACCACACAGCACCAACUCCCUGCCCUCCUGUGCCAGACUGGGCUCCUCCAGUGCAUUACAGAUUAAGGCAGAACGCAUUAAGAUCCCUCCAACUCGUUAUCCGCGCUCCACUGGAUCUGACAAAGGCUCCCUCUCACAUUCGGAGUGCAGCAGCCCAACACCUCCAACGUCCCCCGUUAACUUGGAGACCUCGUCUUUCACUAGUUGCCAAUCGCAGAGCUCCAUUUCCACCCAGCCCAGGAUAUCAGUCAGUCCCGCUCCUGUUGGUGACAGGCGGAAAGAUGGGCCAUACUUGGAGGAGCCACGCAAUGUCAUAGUACAGAAAGGAGCCGAACCACUCGGGAUCUCCAUUGUGAGUGGAGAGAACGGGGGAGUAUUUGUGUCCAAAGUGACAGCAGGCAGCAUCGCACACCAAGCUUGUUUAGAGUACGGAGACCAACUCCUCGAGUUUAAUGGCAUCAACCUUCGCAAUGCCAACGAGCAGCAGGCGCGGCUGGUCAUCGGGCAGCAAUGUGACACAGUCACCAUUUUGGCUCAGUAUAAUCCUCACAUGGUUCAGCUGGGCAACCACUCUCGUUCAGGUUCUCGUAUGGAGUCCAUCAGCAACCAGCCGACUAACCGUGACAGCGGCGCCACCACGCCGGACAGUCACUGCCCCAGUGACACUCUGAGUGAGCAGGACGAGGGCACCAUGACGCCGCCGUCCAAACAGACGACUCCCGCCACCAGCCCUCACAGCUCCUUUAGGCUUCCUGGUUCACGUACACUCCGGGCUGCAGAGCCUCGGCUGGUAAGGCUGAAGAGGAUCCAGGUGGAGCUGGGAGUUCAGAUCUGUGGGGGAAACCUUUACGGCAUCUUUGUGGAGAGUUUGGAUGAUGAGAGCCCUGCUAAGGGUCCUGAAGGCCUGCUGCUUGGAGACUUGAUAUUGGAGUACAACGGCAUCAGCAUGAAGAACAAAACUAAAGAAGAUGCUUACCUGGAAAUGUUGAAACCAGCUGAAACAAUCACAUUCAAGGUCCAGAACUGCGUGGACAACCUCUCUGCAAUCAAAGAGUCCCCCGGAGAUGGAUUUUUCAUAAGAGCACUUUAUGAGAGGGUGGCAGAGGUAGAGCAGGAACUCGGCUUUAAGAAAGAUGACAUCCUGUAUGUUGAAGAUACACUACCAAAUGGCAAUUUUGGCUACUGGAUGGCCUGGCAACUCGACGAGAAUGCACAGAAGUUGGAAAAAGGGCAGAUUCCAAGUAAAUACAUGAUGGACCAGGAGUUCUACAAAAGACACAGCAUGGCCGACAUGAAAGACGACAACGGCACCAGCAAGACUCUGUCGGCCGCGGCUCGGCGGUCCUUCUUCCGCCGCAGGCUGAAACACAAACGCAGCGGAUCAAAGGACGGGAAGGAUCUGAUGACUCUGGACGCCAUAAGCAUAGAUUCUUUACCCAUUACAGAAGAUGGAGUCAGCCUGAUGUACCAGAGGGUUCAGAGGGUGGAGUGCUCUUUCCCCAGAUCAGUGCUGGUCUUGGGCCCAUUAGUGGAGGCCAGUAAGGAAAUGUUGGUGAAGGAGGCUCCUGACCAGUUCUGUCGUUGUCUGCCUGAGAUAAUGAAGGCAUCUCAGCAGGCAAUAGAGCGCGGAGUAAAGGAUUGUGUGUUCAUCGACUACAAACGGAGGAGCGGCCAUUUUGAUGUGACAACUGUAGCUUCAAUAAAAGAGAUCACAGAGAAGGACUGUCACUGUUUACUUGACAUUGCACCUCACGCCAUCGAGCGUCUUCACAGCGUUCACAUCUACCCAAUCGUCAUAUUCAUUCGCUACAAAAAUGCCAAGCAGAUAAAAGAGCAGAAGGACCCUUUGUACCUGCGGGAUAAACUCUCUCAGAAACAUUCCAAGGAGCAGUAUGAGGCGGCACAGAAAAUAGAACAGGAGUACAGCCGCUUCUUCACAGGCGUUGUUCAAGGAGGCAGUGUCGCCUUCAUUUACACUCAGAUCAUGACCAUCGUGGAGCAGGAACAAAGUAAAGUGCUGUGGAUUCCAGAUGGAGCGCUGUAGAAAUGUCACCGCACGUCACUCCAAAAACAUUAGAGAAAAUGUGAUUAUUAUGGGAUACACAGUGAAUCGGUACAGCUAAAAGACAUUGUGGUUAACUCCAAUGCUUUUUCACAUGUAGCAAUAUCCGCACUGAUGACAAUGAUGAUCAUGUAAUAUUCCCACUACAAUAGCGUUGUACUGUACUACAGAUAGAUUUGUUUACACUAGUAUUUAAUACUUGAAUGUUUUAUUUUCCAUUGCAUCUAGUAGCACUCCUUUUUAAUCCCACUUUGUACCAUGAAUAUGUCGGACCACAGGAAGUCUGCAUCGACGCAAACUGAAGACUUUAUUCUUGAAGAUAAGAGUGGACCACCGUGUUCCCUUCGCUAUAUUUAUACGUAUUUUCCUGCCAUGUAAUUUAGCUAAUCAAAUCAAAGAUGUUGGUUAUGAACUUUUUGUUAUACAAAUGUAGUUGUGUAGUUAAUAGGAAGAAUGCUAUUUUCACAUUACUGUCCUACUUUCACGUUAUGUUGCAGUCGUCUGUUCUAUUUUUCUCUUUGAUGGCACUGUCUUUUCAUUCAUCAUUUCAGCCCUAAAAAUAUUGUGCCAAGCUAAAAAUAUUUGCUCCUCACUACCCAUUGUUCGAAUUUAUUAACACUACAACGUCCAGUAUAAAUCACACAGCAGGCAUUUUCUUUACACCCCAGUUUGUGUGUUGCCAAUAGUUUUAAUCUGUCAAGUGCAUUUUUUUUUUUUUUUUUUUUAAAGGGAUAUUUUAUUUGUGGUUCAUGGUUGGCUGUCGACUAAACCUCUUUACACGCACGUUUUAGAUUUUCAGUACAUGACGUUGUCAACAUUUCAUGUUCAAGUUGGUUGAAACACUCUAGGCCCUCUCCUAAUGAACGUUAAUAUGUCUAUGAUAUUAAAAACCGUUCAGUUAAUGG
Messenger RNA from Cyclopterus lumpus (lumpfish), 7263 nucleotides. RefSeq names its product disks large homolog 5-like. Lineage: Eukaryota; Metazoa; Chordata; Actinopteri; Perciformes; Cyclopteridae. Gene Ontology annotation, molecular function: protein binding. The coding region runs from base 389 to 6340 and encodes 1983 amino acids. Gene Ontology annotation, biological process: regulation of apoptotic process. The record is from RefSeq and is a predicted model, not a curated record. The transcript is spliced from 33 exons.